UGCUCACAAUGGUGUACCACCAUGGCAACAACAAACGUGAAUCUGUGAAGAAGGGAGUAAACUUUGCCGAUUUCAACUUUGCGAUCUCUCGCUAACGUUAGGCAGAAUGUAGAAUUUUUUCUUUUUUAAAAGAUUGUCAGAGAAGACGAGUGAUUUACUAACUUAAGGGAUUGAAUCGAAACAGAUAAAAUGGCAGAUAUACAGACAGUUAGCCCUAAUCCAGGCUCGGCAGGAAUGAGUCGUAGGAUGUACUCAGAUCCAAGACCCCCAUCACAAGGUGGUUCCCGCCCCUCAUCUCGAGUUGGGUUUCAAGUCUCAGAGAGAACAAGUCCCCGCCCUAAUUCCAGACAGGGUUCAUCAUCCGGGGGGCGAAUUCCACACCCUCCAUCAACCCGGCCCUCAGACGGAGCCAUCAGCCCUCUUCAUGAGCGCCCUCCAUCUGUCCGCUCGUUAAGACAGAAAACUGAGAUGUCCGAGUUUCUUGCACCGAUGGUCAAGACGGCCGUGAGACGGUGGAAGCGAUUUCACGAACAAAGAGUCAGGGAGAAAUAUCUUCAGAGGAAAGAAGAAAAGAGACUUCGUGUCCACACGGCAAAAGAAGAAAAGCAACGUCUUGCAAGGCGUAUACCUAUUGAUAGCCUUGCUAUGGAGUGGUUGAACGAGAACAACGUCACAGUCGAUGCACGUGCGUAUCUUCUGGAUAAACUUCUUCCGACUUUGAUCCUCGGUAUUGAAAAACUGCUCCUCGAGGCGGAGAAAAAAGGCCUCACCGAGAAAAAUGAAGCCAGUCCGAACUUUAAUCCGGUGAAUUUUCUGGCCCAGUAUCUGAUGAGGAAUAACCCUCGCUACAGUAACUUCCCAGAAGCUUCUCCUUAUAUCCGUGGACUUCGAGAGGUUACUGAGGAAUUGAAGAAGUAUGUCUUCUCAUUUGAAGACAACAGACUAGCCAAAAUCAAAGCAGACGCACGACGCCGUCGUGAAGAGCAAGAAAGACAAGCAGGCCUCAGGAACCAAGAGAGACUUCAACGAUCGGCUCGUCUUCGUCAGAACUACCAGGAAUGGUUGAUUGAUGAUGAUGGCAUGAUUGAGAUUCAGGUACUACAGACCGCUGUACAGUCCUUCGCUGAGGUACUACGAGGCCUGCCAGAGGACAUCCAAAAAGCUGCCCAUCUUACUGAGAUGUUUGCAAAGAGGGAAGCUCCGGCAGGAAAAGUUGGCGCUGAAGAAUUUGUGCAGUAUUUGAAGCAGUACAUCACCAACAUGACCCCUGACCUCUUCAAUGAGCUCAUACAGCAUCUAUCACGCUGUGGUGCUGCCUAUCGUAUGGCAGCCAUCUUAGAAGCAAGGCGCGAUGUCUUGAGUCAUCUGUUCAAUGAUUGUGACCAUGCUGGUGUUGGAGUUAUUGACAGACACAGAGUGCUUGGGCUCUUUGAGUAUUUCUGGGACAACCAGCCAUGGGCCGUGAAGAGAUACCUUCAGAACCCUAGAAAAUGGCCGAUGUUAGAGCUAGAUGAAGUCUCUGAUGACUUGGAUAGUAUCUCUGAGGGUAGUGUGGCAACCCCUAGUAUCCCUGGUACCCCACACAUAAAGACACGACAGCCUCCCACAGUCUCGGAGAAAGCCGAACCUAAGACAGAAGCUGGGACAGUUGAGCCUGGUCCUGACGAUGUGGUUACCGCGACAGGAGAGAUUCUUAACAUUGGGGCUCCAGCCACGGGAGAUACUGAAGCCACUGUGAAGGCUUCUGAAGAUGUUGUUGGUGAACCAGAAGUGAAGGUUGAGGAACCUUCAGCUGAACAGUCAAAACCAGAUAACCAAGAAGCUGUGGAGCCCUCUAAAGAACCAGAAGAACAAGAAUCAAAGCCUGAAGGCCAAGUUGUGGAGCAAGCAGCUGAAGACACAACAUCAAAACCAGAAGCAGCAGAACAGGAACUAAAGCCUGAAGGUGAAGUUGUCGAUCAAGCAGCACAAGAAGCAGACUCAAAGCCAGAAGACAAGCCAGCUGAACAGGAGGUAGAAAAAACGACUGAAUCUUCUGAUAAAGAGUCUACUGAGCAGGCAUCAGAGAAAGUUGAACAGGUUGCAGAGAAGUCUGACGCGCCUUCUGAGGAAUCUGUCAAGGAAUUAUCUGCAGAGCCUUCUAGUGAACCAGCAGAAGAGUCUCCUGCUAAGCCAGUUGAAGAGCCUUCUGAUAAGCCAGUUGAAGAGCCUUCUGAUAAGCCAGUUGAAGAGCCUUCUGAUAAGCCAGUUGAAGAGCCUGCUGAUAAGCCAGUUGAAGAGUCUUCCACAAAACCUGAAGAGGAGCAGUUAACAAAGCCUGUGGAAGAGCAAGAGUCUUCAGGUGAGCCUGCCACAAAGCCCAUUGAAGAGCCUUCCUCAGAACCUCAAGAUGAGCCAGCCCAAGAACAAUCUCCAGAGAAAGUGGAAACUGUCGCAGCUGAACCUGAAGUGAUUCCUGCUGUUGAGGUAACUAAGGUGGCCCAGGAAUCUGCAGAAGCAACUGCAGAUGAGACACAGAAAGAAAAGCAUUCCAGUGAAGAAAAACCUUCAGCAGAACAACCACAUAUUGUUGAGCAAACACCAGCACCAACAAAGGAAACUGUACCUGAGGCAAAACCUGAAGAAACAAUUGAUGAGCCUGCCACAGCUGUGAGCGAUAAACAAAGUGCUAAAACAGUUGCUGUCAGUGCUUCCAAGUCACCCACCAAGACACCAACAUUUCACCGAGCUGGCUCCGUAGCCACCAGCAUGUUUGAUGAGAACCUCCUAAACUGCUCCCAGUUUGUGCAGUUAGUAGAAUCCUUCCUUGGUAUGUCUACGCCUGAGGAGGUCGUUCAACAUGUCAUCAAGUAUCUAGGGGAGGGAUACGUCGAAACUGAAGAAGAGAAGUACCUCAGAUUGCAAAAGGCUCGUCACGAGGCGCAGUCUGCUAAGCGUAAACUAAUUCUUGAGCAGUUGUUUGAGAAGUGGGACAACGACGGAUCUGGAUACCUAGACUUGGAGGAACUCCAUUCUGUCAUGAGCAAAUUCAAAGAAAAUAUGGAGUCUAAGAUCAUGCAAAAAGCCAAGGCGAUCAUGCAGAAAGAAGAUUAUGACAAUCGUUUGAGUAAGCGUGACUUCAAGGCAUACAUUGAGGCGGUCUGUACCAUGUUACCAGGAGGGGAGGAUAACUUUGAUCCUCUAAUUGAAUUCUUGAUGACCAGUAUCGAGAGAUCUUACGAGGAACGUAUACGUGGCCAAGCUCGUAAGAAAUGGUUAAGUAUGAUCAUAUCAUCGGCUCAUACCAGUGGAGCAAGUCUUCAACCAGUCUAUAAAUGUGUCUUCAAUUCACUCUAUAAGGAUGCAGAGCAGCAUGGCCGAGGUAAACGCAUCAGUGCUAACAUAUCAAUGCUAGAGCGUAACGAUUCGUACCCAACCCGUGGUCCAACUUGUCUUCGUUAUGUUGCUUCAACACCAGACGAUGCCCACUUUAUGCUGACCAAGGUUUUAUAUCGUGACCAGAAAGGAAUUAGUUUCACAUCGAUUGACUCUGGGAAGCCAAUUCAUGUUCCUCGUGUUCAGAAUCAUGGCAAUAUCAUGUUCUGGAAUCCAGAACGCUCAGAUGAGAAAUUCAAAAAGCUGUCUGUAGAUGAGUAUGAUCCGACAAGAGAUCGCCAGGGGUCGUUUAUUGUGAUUCCGUUGAAGGAUCAUCGUAAGAGAGUCUUUGGCGUCAUGGGUAUUGAUACUCUGAAUGACCCUCAGGAGAAAAGCAUCUUUAUCACCCAUGAGAUCAGCUUCUUCCAGGGCGUAGCUAAAUCCUUCAGUGCGGCUCACCAAUAUGUGGACAUAAGAAAGAAGACGCUACGCAUCACAGAGAGCGCCCUCGCUUGGAUCCAUAGACGCAGCCCAAGCGUACUGGAGAUUAAUGUCUACAUUGUUGAACCAGAUGAGCAGAUUGAAGAUAUUGUGCUGAGACGCAUGAUGACAACUGAUCGAAAUGGAAAUAUCACGGUCCAUGAAAACCCGUCACGUCUGGAGAGAAAAGAAAAUCUAUUCAGGGACUACCUCUUCAAGUGUGUGGACAACUCGGACACAGUAACAGCCGAUGCUUACGGUCAGCGCCAUACCGCCUUCCCGCUCAGAGAUCCAGAUGGUCGUGCUGUAGCACUGAUUGAUCUUAGCAUUGGUGACUUGAAGCAGUUAGCCGGACAUGAGAAUAAGGAGGUACAGAGGAUGUUGAAACUCCUCCAAGCUGCUCAUCGUGAAGUCUCUAUGGAGUCCGAGGGUGGAGAUAGGACAAUUGUGCUGGAGGCUGAGAAAGGAAGCGAAGAGUCUCGUAUCGACAUCAUGUUUGAUCGUAUCAUGUUGACGGAUCUCCGUGAGACUGUCGGCAAGUUAAACACCAGAGCCUUCGCCGAGCUGAAGAGUUAUAAGGAUCCUCCUAAGGUCAUCCACGACAUCUUGGUGUCCGUCUUGACGCUGUUUUUCCAGGAUAAAUCAGAUGAGGGAGAGCUGGAGUCGUGGAACACUUGUAAACAGUAUGUGAAUCAAGAGCUGAUACGAAAGAUCGAGGAAUUUGACCCAACGGCCUCCGAAGCUGUUGGUGCUGUCAGUAAAAUUGCAUCCAGGCUCAAAGAUGUUCCUCACGGAGCCGUAGCGAAGCAUGGUUCUCUCCCAGCCCAGAACCUUUACAACUGGGCCUUUGUCUGCCUCUCCUUACUGGAGCACACAAGCAAGAUGCAACAAACACACAAACCAAGCAUAAUCACUCCCCCAGCCUCGGCCGAGAAAUUUGAAGGAGCAUUGGAAAUGUGAUUUUCAAGAUGUAAAUAAAUCGGUUGAAAUGUAAAUAAUUUUUUUGUUAUCCAUCAUGAAAGAUGUGACACUAAGAAAUGUAAUCUGCUUUGUUAUAACCCUUUAGUAAGAUAAUAUUUCUGUUUGUAAGGGGAGAUAAAAGUGUUUUAAAACAAUAAAAAAGGAGCUUUUUACUAGUAACCGAUACUUUUGGAAGCAAAUAUCAUUUUAAAAAAUGCUGAAGUUUGAGACACUUUGGUAAAAGAGGUUUAAAUAAAAGAAACUGUCUUUUUUGACGCCUUGUAAAAAGAUUAAACAAAAAGAUCCAUAAAAUUGUUGACGAAGGUAGAUUGUAUAUUUAAGGCCUAAAGAGGAACCGUGUCACUGUAUGCAUUAUCACUUUGAACUUCACAUGUACUAGGCCAGUUUGUAAUUGGAUUAAUAUGUAUAUACUAGUUUAAAAUUAUACUCAACACAAUCAAGAGGAUAAUUUUGUUGCGUUUGUUUUCUUUCAAAUUCUUGUUUCAGAAAGAACAUUCCGAUUUGUUAAUGAUAUUAAACUUGAUGAAACUGGUGAAAAGUUCAAACCAUUUCAUCCGAAUUUGUUUUAAAAACUGCCAUUAAAAAGUUAUCUUAUUGUUAAAGGGAAACUGCAGCACUAUUUCUACAAAAGGAAAUGAAGGCAAAAAAUUGUUGAACUUCCACCGUUUGUAUUUUAAUAUUAAAACAUCUAUCUUUAAUAAAAUCAGAAAUCACUUUGAUAUAGAA
Molecule: messenger RNA, 5541 nt
Organism: Asterias rubens (European starfish)
Lineage: Eukaryota; Metazoa; Echinodermata; Asteroidea; Forcipulatida; Asteriidae
Product: EF-hand calcium-binding domain-containing protein 5-like
Exons: 22
Coding region: 190-4794 (1534 amino acids)
Molecular function (GO): calcium ion binding
Source: RefSeq, a predicted model, not a curated record